AUGGGUUUCUUGAAGGGCCUCUCGCAGAAGAAGCCCAAGAGCGAGGCCGUCAUCCAAGCUCAGCAAGAAGCUCCCGACUUUGAGAGGGUCGACUGGAUGAGAGACCCCGGUCUGCGAAAGCUCUACUUCUACGCAUUCGCUCUCUGCAUCGCCUCGGCAACCACCGGUUACGAUGGAAUGUUCUUCAACUCUGUCCAGAACUUCAACUCAUGGCAGGAGUUCUUUGACCACCCCAAGGGAGGUCAGCUCGGUCUUCUCAGCGCCUUCUACCAGAUCGGUAGUUUGCUUUCCAUCCCCAUAGUUCCCUGGGUGGCAGACCACUUUGGCCGAAAGAUUCCCAUCGUCAUCGGCUGCGUGAUCAUGAUUGCCGGCGCUGUCCUUCAGGGCGCUUGCCAGAACUUGGGCAUGUUUAUGGGUGGCCGUGCCCUCCUUGGAUUCGGCAACUCCUUUGCCCAGAUUGCCUCCCCGAUGUUGCUCGCUGAGCUGUGCCACCCGCAGCAUCGCGCUCGCCUGACGACGGUCUACAACUGUCUCUGGAACGUCGGUGCUCUUGUCGUCGCCUGGCUAUCUUUCGGAACCGACUUCCUGUACAACGAGUGGUCGUGGCGCAUUCCCGCUAUUGGCCAGGCCGUGCCCUCAGUCAUCCAGCUUCUCUUCAUCUUCUGGGUUCCCGAGUCCCCCCGUUACCUCAUCGCCAAGGACCGCCAUGAAGAGGCCCUCCAGAUCCUGGGCAAGUACCACGCCAACGGCAACAUCAACCACCCCACGGUCCAGUUCGAGUUCCGCGAGAUCCGCGAGACCAUCAAGCGUGAGAUCGCUGCCAAGAACACCACCAGCUACCUCGACUUCUUCCGUACCCCGGGCAACAAGUACCGCUUCAUUAUCCUUAUCUCGCUCGGUCUCUUCUCCCAGUGGUCUGGCAACGCCAUCAUCUCCAACUACACCAACAUCUUGUACAGCAACGCCGGCAUUUCCAGCUCCACGGCCAGACUCGGCCUCUCCGCCGGCCAGACCGGUCUCGCCCUGAUCGUCUCCCUGACCCUGGCCAUGCAGGUCGACCGCUUCGGCCGCCGCCCCAUCUUCCUCGCCUCCACGGGCGGCAUGCUCAUGACCUUUGUCUUCUGGACCCUCUCCGCCGGCCUGUACGAGGAGCACGGCUCCCCCGGCUCCAACUACGCCAUGAUCUUCUUCAUCUGGCUGUUCGGUUUCUUCUACUCCUUCGCCUGGUCCGGCCUGCUCAUCAGCUACUCCAUCGAGAUUCUGCCCUACAAGCUGCGUGCCAAGGGUCUCAUGAUUGUCAACCUGACCGUCCAGGCUGCUCUGACGCUCAACAAUUACGCCAACCCAUAUGCGUUCGACUACUUUACCGGCCACACCUGGAAGCUCUACCUCAUCUACACUUGCUGGAUCUUCCUCGAGCUCACCUUCGUCUACUUCUUUUACGUCGAGACAAAGGGCCCCACCCUCGAGGAGCUCGUCAAGGUCAUCGACGGCCCCGACGCCGAGGUCGCCGACCUCGACCUCGCCCAGGUCGAGCAGGAGGUCAAGAUCGGCCACGAGGCCGAGGAGAUUGAGCACAAGCGCGGUUGA
This is a messenger RNA of Colletotrichum spaethianum, 1590 nucleotides long. RefSeq names its product lactose permease. Gene Ontology annotation, biological process: transmembrane transport; carbohydrate transport. Gene Ontology annotation, cellular component: membrane. The coding region runs from base 1 to 1590 and encodes 529 amino acids. The transcript is spliced from 8 exons. NCBI's taxonomy places the organism in Eukaryota, Fungi, Ascomycota, Sordariomycetes, Glomerellales, Glomerellaceae. The record is from RefSeq and is a predicted model, not a curated record. Gene Ontology annotation, molecular function: carbohydrate:proton symporter activity.